Messenger RNA from Trypanosoma conorhini, 1536 nucleotides. Its product is annotated as putative glycerol kinase, glycosomal. Gene Ontology annotation, biological process: glycerol metabolic process; triglyceride metabolic process; glycerol-3-phosphate biosynthetic process. Gene Ontology annotation, molecular function: glycerol kinase activity. The transcript has a single exon. The coding region runs from base 1 to 1536 and encodes 511 amino acids. NCBI's taxonomy places the organism in Eukaryota, Euglenozoa, Kinetoplastea, Trypanosomatida, Trypanosomatidae. The record is from RefSeq and is a predicted model, not a curated record. Gene Ontology annotation, cellular component: mitochondrion.
AUGAAGUACGUUGGUGCGCUUGAUCAGGGCACAACGUCGACCCGCUUCAUUAUUUUUGACGAGAGGCAGCGCAUGGUUGCGCGGCAUCAGAUUCCGCUUACCCAGUUGACGCCGCGGGCGGGCUGGGUUGAGCAUGACCCAAUGGAGCUCUUUCACGCCAGCUGCACGUGCAUCGCCGCUGCGAUGGAGGGUUUGCGGAGGAAGGUGCCUUCUUUUCUGAAACUCGAGGCCAUCGGUAUUACGAACCAGCGUCAGACGACGGUAGCAUGGGAUCGUGUGACGCAGAAGCCUUUGUGUGAUGCGAUUGUGUGGAAUGACCUGCGCACGUAUGAAGUGACUUCGCGUGUGUUAAAGGGGGUGGGUGGUGGCGAUCCCUUGUUUGCCGCCAAAACGAACGGCUUGCGGGUAAGCACGUUUUUUUCUGCCUUCAAGAUGCGCUGGAUGCUCGACAACGUUGCGAAUGUGGCCGAGGCGCGUCGGCGUGGCACUCUCUGCUUUGGAACCGUGGACUCUUGGUUGCUCUGGAACCUGAGUGGAGGGAAGGUGUUCGCGACGGAUGUGGCAAAUGCGUCAUGCACGUUUUUGAUGGAUAUACGCACGUGCAAGUGGUCCGCUGAGCUUUGCCACAAACUUGGCAUUCCUAUGCAAUGCCUGCCUGAGAUUCGGAGCAACAGCGAGCUCUUUACCUAUGUUGCCGAAGAGGUCGGCCUAACGGCGGCGCUGCAACACCCAACGCCAAUCAUGGGGUGCAUAGGUGAUCAGCAGGGUGCGUUGCUUGGGAACAUGUGCUUCAAAAAAGGCGAAGCAAAGAAUACGUACGGCACAGGCUGCUUUCUGCUUAUGAAUGUGGGGGAGGAGGUGCGUUUUUCAAACAACGGUCUUCUCUCCGUUGUUGCCUAUCAGCUUGGCAACAAGUCUCCGUUCACUUACGCCCUCGAAGGCUCCAUUGCCGGAGCUGGCUCGACGAUUGAAUGGUUUAAGGAUAAUAUGAGGCUCAUCAAAGACGUCUCAGAAUGUGAACGUUUGGCCCAAAGUGUCUCUGACACGCAAGGUGUCAUGCUCGUGCCUGCGUUUUCCGGUUUUCUGGCACCCAAGUGGGACCCUACUGCCCGUGGAACAAUUGUGGGCAUAACACUGAAGACAACCCGCGCCCACAUCUUGCGCGCCGCGCUACUUGCCAUUGCCCUCCAAGUCCUCGAUGUUUUGGAGGCAAUUGAGAAGGACGCGGAACUUCAGGUUCAGUUUCUUCGUGUGGAUGGUGGACUAACUGCAAAUCACCUUUUAAUGGAGAUGCAGUCAGACCUCCUGGGGAUCGAACUUCGCAUCCCGACGAUGGCCGAGACCACGGCACUCGGUGCGGCUCUGUGCGCCGGCCUGGCGGCAGGCGUCUGGAAGUCGCUGGAUGAGGCAAAAGCGGUAUCGGAAAAAUCGACCGUUUUGCGUGUAAUUAGGCCUGCUGUGUCUGCGGAUUCCAAAAAAAGGUUAACGGAACAAUGGAAGCGGGCACAGCGACGCGCCAAAUGGGCCAAGUUGUAA